AUGCAACAGGCGCGAAAGCAGCCUGUGUUUGAUGCACGCCCACUUACAGACACAUUUGCGCAGGCGAUCCGCGAACUACAGAGCAUCAAGGGCAAAAUGCUCGAGCGAAGCACUGCGCUCAAUUCGGCUGUGCAAGUGUCGCAGUCUGUGUAUACCAAGAAGUUGCGGCAGCUAACGAACAAUUUUGAUGCAACACAGUCGUCGUUUGACUCGCUGCAGGCGCGCAUCUCUGAAGUAGGGCGCACGGCUAUCCGAAUCGGGGAGCAACUGGAGGCCUUGGACCGCCAACGUACUCGAGCAAAUGAGACACAAGACCUGAUUGAAUUUUACUACAUGUUCGCGCGAGGCAGCUCGGACAGGCUUGACAAGCUGAGGAAGGAAGGCGGGCGUGAGGGGCGACUGAAAGCCGCGACGAUCCUGCGUCGACUUGCCGUCAUCAGCCGCGAGGUGGACAUUGAGGGCAGCAAUGAAACGCGUGGGUUUAUUGAGCGAUACUGUGAGCAAUUUGAACGCGAUAUGCUCAGACUCUUUGACAAGUACUACCGGCGCUCUGACCCAAAGAUGAUGAGCCACAUUGCACAUGUGCUACAGCGCUUCAAUGGCGGCAUGUCAUGCAUUAAUAUCUAUGUGAACCAGCACGACUUUUUCAUCUCCAAACACCGGAUCGUGGAAGCUGAGAAAAUCGGCGCGUCACCGGAGUGGAGCCAGAUUGCCGAUCCGAACUCGGUGCCACCACGGUCGGAGCCGUCGCUCGAUGCCCUCUACACGGAAAUUAAACGCACUGUGGAACUCGAGGCGCAGAUCAUUGCAGCUGUUUUUCCGACGCCUUUGCUUGUGAUGCAGCUUUUUCUGCGACGUGUGUUUGCGCAGAGUGUCCAGACGUACGUCGAGACUAUCAUGCAACGAGCGCUCGAUGCAGAUGCCAAGGUUCUCGGUACGACGCGACACGAUACCUCUAUUGAUGUCGCUGGCCUUGCCUUCCUCCGGAUGCUUCACGUCACACGAAGUGCGACACUGAUGCUCGUAGCCGAUCUCAAGACGAUUGACCUUCGAAGCGCCGGCAUCACCAUCACGUCUACGCCUUAUUCAAGUAGCAGUUUGGAUGGUCUCUUUUCGAUGGGAAACCACGAAGCAGAUGGACUAGUUACCUCUGAUGGGUACUCGUCAAAGCAGCUCGCUGCUGCGGGUGGCUCCGUGCUAGGAGCUAUGUUGGACCAGCAUGUCGAAGAGCUCUUCUUUCAGUUCCUCGAGCAAGUCCGCUACAUGGACCGUGAAUGCCAUGUGCUAAGUGGUCUUUACGCGCAGGCGCUGCAUCGUUUCUUUACCUGGCACCAAAACACGAUCAAGGCAUCGCGAGCCAAUGCGACGAUCUUCAGCCGAGUGCGUGAGCAGUUUACAGGCGGCACUGGCUCGUUCGGCAGUUCUGUGGCUUUUUCAACUCUGUCUGAGAGUGCAGGAUACGGCAGUGGUACAACGCCUCAAGUGUCGUCAUUUAAGCGGCUCGUCGACCGAGCACGUGGCCUUAGCAUCCCUGAUGAAAACACGGCCGUGCCUUUGGGCCAUGAUCCUGAUGAACACGGCGAGUUAUCGCUGGAGUUGGCUGAGCGCCUGUUGCGCUGGCACGCAGAAGCUCUCGGUCGAUGUGUGGAUUUGUGCGCAUCGUCAGACGUGCCGAAAAACACCUUCAAUCUGCUCCGCGUGCUCACGGAUGCUUACCUGAAGGCAUAUGUGGAGGCGGCGCUGGAGACUGCUACCGUCCAAAUGUUCGGCUACGACGUGCGCGGGGCAGCGCCGCCAGAUCUGCGUGUGCUCUCGCUUGUGCAGCGGGUCGAGGAGCUAUCAGAACUCUGGCAACACUACGUGCAGACAGCGGUAUUGCCACUCACCGCAUCUAGUGUCACGAUCCGCCGUGAAACCAACAUAUACAACAACCACAACAUGCUACGUGUGGAGGGUAAAUGCGAAGCCCUUCUUCAGAAGUACACAGAUAACUUGCUGGGCUUUAUGGCAGCUCGUUUGGCAACGCAAAAAAGGACAGACUACUGCCCACGAAACGACGAUGUCGCACUUACACAGCUCAAUACGGAGCCUUGCCUCGCUAUCGUUGAUGCGCUCGAAUCGCUCGAUCAAGAGGCACGUAGGACGCUUUCGGAGCGCACGCGCGAAUCCCUUUACACCGAAGUGGGCAUCGGAUUUCACGCCCUGCUAUGUGAGCACUUGAAAAGAUACACGGUAAAUGCUACGGGUGGCCUGAUGCUCACAAAAGAUCUGGCGAUGUACCAGGAUAUAUGUGGCCGUUUUGGCGUUCCCAUUGUCAACGACCGAUUCGAGAUGCUCCGACAGCUCGGUGCCCUGUUCAUUGUGCAGCCCGGUGUGCUGAAGUCGUACAUGCGUGAGGGCCACCUGAGCAACUUGGACGAGACCCUCCUGCGCCCAUACCUGCUCCGUCGUCAAGACUAUUCUCGUGAUGUUCGUACACUUGAUGACGCCAGCGAUGCAUCUACGGACGAUGCUACCGGGCGCACAGCAACGCUCCUCGCUUCGUUCAACCAGCAUUCGAUCCUCUCUGGUCCAUGGGCGUCGGAGAAGAAGAGCGACUUUUCACGAGAUGUGCCGUCGUUCGUGACGGAUGUGCCGGAUCUGCCCAACGUGAUCGAGCAACUUGUGCACCCACCGCAAGAACGGCCUGGCUCAGCUCGUAGUUCUCGUGGUGACAGUUCGCCUGCGCGCAGCAAUACACCGCAGUCAGUGCCCCUCUCGAUGCAAGACUCGCCAAGAGCUAGCGGACAUGCUGGACAAGAAAGUCGCACGGAUCGCUUUGAGCGCGCUUCUUCGCCCAUGAAAGACUCUUCAUCAGGAUCAACGGGAGGGCUAAUGAAUCGCGAUCGACUUUCGAACCUGCAUAACCUUGUGCAAGAUCUGGAUCUGAGCUAG
Molecule: messenger RNA, 2934 nt
Organism: Malassezia globosa CBS 7966
Lineage: Eukaryota; Fungi; Basidiomycota; Malasseziomycetes; Malasseziales; Malasseziaceae
Exons: 1
Coding region: 1-2934 (977 amino acids)
Biological process (GO): exocytosis; Golgi to plasma membrane transport
Cellular component (GO): exocyst; cytoplasm
Source: RefSeq, a predicted model, not a curated record